AUGUGUCGUUUCCUAAUCUUCAAAGGUAAGGAACCAUUGCGUUUAUCGCAUUUGCUGACGAGACCAGCGCACUCCAUCAUAAAACAAUCGUUCGAUAGUCGACUUCGGCUGGACAGAAGGAGACCUAUCAACGGAGAUGGCUUCGGAGUAGCGUACUACCCGCUAGACGAAGAGCUUGAAGAAGAUGGACCCUGUUUGUUCAAGGCCAUCACACCGGCAUGGAACAACCAAAACCUAGACGUUUUGGCAGAAAAGACCAAAUCUGCACUGAUCUUCGCGCAUGUACGGGCAUCCACGUAUGGGGUGUUGUCGGAGACCAAUUGUCAUCCGUUCACCUACCACAGCAUUACCUUCAUGCACAACGGGGGUAUCUCCAAUUUCCGCAAGAUCAAAAGACGGUUUCUGGCUCAUUUGGAGGAUGAGUAUUUCAACUUGAUCCAAGGCAGCACCGACUCCGAGUGUGCAUUUGCGCUGUUUCUCGACACGCUGGACAAGAUGGGGUGUGACACAGCCAACAAGCGUGGCGAUUUCGGGCAUGCCACCCUGCGCAAGUGUAUGCUGCAAACUAUUCAAUAUAUCAAGGAAUGGACGCUCGAGGCCAACGCAGGCGACACACACGCGGAGCCGUCGAUCCUGAAUUUUGCCGUCACAGACGGCUCCAGUGUUGUGGUUUCGCGCUACGUGACUUCCAAGACGGACGAGGCGGCCUCAUUGCACUUCUCCUGUGGCUCCAGUUUCGUGGAGUACGCGCCAGGCGAAUACCGCAUGGAGCGUCUGGAUAGAAAUCAAGACGUCAUCAUGGUGGCUUCUGAGCCACUAACGUUUGAGAGAGGUGAUUGGACCACCGUGCCGACCAACAGUAUUCUCACCAUCAAGAAUCAGACGGUUCUACUGCAUCCUAUCAUCGACGAAUAUUUCCAGGAGGAUCCGCUAUACCUGCGCAGCUCCUCUUUGGCGGAAAGCAAAGGUCUCAUGGGCUCAGUGCCGGUGUCAAAGCCAGUAGAGAAGAACGUCCCGCCGCUGGAGAGAGAAGGUCGUUCCAGACCUCAUACGUCUGCAGCCAUAGCGUUGGCCUAG
Lachancea dasiensis is the source of this 1077-nucleotide messenger RNA. The record is from the annotation of a GenBank genome assembly. Lineage: Eukaryota; Fungi; Ascomycota; Saccharomycetes; Saccharomycetales; Saccharomycetaceae.